Messenger RNA from Abrus precatorius (Indian licorice), 738 nucleotides. RefSeq names its product phosphatidylinositol-glycan biosynthesis class F protein. Bases 1 to 705 code for a protein of 234 amino acids. Gene Ontology annotation, biological process: GPI anchor biosynthetic process. NCBI's taxonomy places the organism in Eukaryota, Viridiplantae, Streptophyta, Magnoliopsida, Fabales, Fabaceae. The transcript is spliced from 8 exons. The record is from RefSeq and is a predicted model, not a curated record. Gene Ontology annotation, cellular component: endoplasmic reticulum membrane.
AUGGAUCGCCGGAAAAGCAGUGAGAAAAGGACGACGGCGAAAGCCUCAACAAUGGAGGCAUCACCCCAAAUCUCACUUUCAGAGGCAUUUAUAGUGAACGGAUUGUGCGUGUUUGGCUUGGCCUUAGCAUUCUGGCUCGCAAACAGUGUCUACUCCAUCGACCUUGUCACUGAUCCAUCUCUCACACUAUUCAUCAUUUGGAUUACAGAACUACCGAUUGUGAUUCUUCUUUUCAGUCGCUAUCGACAGAAUCCCCAGCGAUGCACGUACCUGCGAGCUGUUGGAAGAGGUAUUCUAGGAGUGCCUAUAGGGGCACUAUUAAUGUCAUUAGGAGCUAUUGCUUUGGGGGCGCCUGUUACCUUUCAGUAUCUUCCCAAGACUGUUAAUUGGUCUCUUAUGAUGUCAUUGUUCACGACCGUUCCAGCAUCAUGUGUUCUUGGUUCGUCAUGGGCUGACUGGCAACGUAUAUUUGCGCAGACAAAGCCAAAUGGAUCUGUAGAGUACUUAAUUUGUUUACCAGCUCAUGGAGCAGUUAUUGGGGCCUGGUUUGGGGCUUGGCCAAUGCCACUUGACUGGGAAAGGCCGUGGCAGGAAUGGCCUAUUUCUGUGAGCUAUGGAACCAUAGCCAGUUACGUGGUGGGAUCGGUAACAUCAUUAGGUUUUGUUCUUGCUCGUGGUAGGUCACAACAUGUCAAAAGAGAAUGAAAAAGAUGUAUCUGAUCAUGGUAAUGAUAAGCU